GAUCGAUAUGAUCAUUCACAUUCCCAAAACUCUAAAUUCUCACACCUAACUUAAUUAGAGAGUAGGUAUGAUGUUUCAUUAUCUUCCUCUACACUUGACGUGCUCGCUGCAAGUUUGAAACUAGAAUAAUAGCUCAUUAAACAGCGGGAGAUGACUAAACGCUUCCAUACGUAAAAACUUCGUAGUUUGUCGUGCGUGAGGCUUUACGACUUACGAUGCGAGUUAGCAACAAUUACAUCACAGCCACGAGUGUAGCCGAGAUAGCAUGAAAUUGCGACUGCGGCCAUUUAUAUAUCACGUCAGAGAGGGCCGAGAACAUCAGUGUUCGACGAUCACACCACGACGAAAGACAUGGAUCUGAAAGUGAUAUUAUUCUUGCUGAUGGUGGCCGUGAUGGUCAGCUUAGCCGCCCCUGGGUUUGGCUAUCAUGGUAAAAGUCACCAUCAUAUCGGCCAUCAUCACCACGGCCAUCAUCACGGCCAUCAUCACGGUCACCAUCACGGUCACCAUCAUAAACAUGGGCAUCAUCAUAAACAUGGGCAUCACCACAAGCAUGGUCAUCACCAUUCCCACCACCAUAAACACUCGCAUCAUCACAAACAUUCUCAUCACCACAAACAUGGUCACCAUCACAAACACGGUCAUCAUCACGGCCAUAAACACGGUCACCAUCACAAACACGGUCACCACCACGGCCACAAACACGGUCAUCACCACGGCCACAAACACGGUCACCACCACGGCCACCACCACGGACACCACGGUUUUCACGGCUAUCACUAACAAAUCCGGCCUGACGUGAACGCAGCCGAUCACUGAACGAAGCGCCUAGAACGACGGCUCGCGAAACGAAGCCCUUACGAUCUCCAAUUUCUCUUGAGCUUCCAUUAUAAAAUAUAUUUAAUAAUAAAUUCUCGAAAAUGCACUGUGCAAGA
Messenger RNA from Hyalella azteca, 935 nucleotides. Its product is annotated as histidine-rich glycoprotein. The coding region runs from base 352 to 783 and encodes 143 amino acids. NCBI's taxonomy places the organism in Eukaryota, Metazoa, Arthropoda, Malacostraca, Amphipoda, Hyalellidae. The record is from RefSeq and is a predicted model, not a curated record. The transcript is spliced from 3 exons.